Molecule: messenger RNA, 3746 nt
Organism: Esox lucius (northern pike)
Lineage: Eukaryota; Metazoa; Chordata; Actinopteri; Esociformes; Esocidae
Product: sodium/hydrogen exchanger 2
Exons: 13
Coding region: 1012-3513 (833 amino acids)
Biological process (GO): proton transmembrane transport; regulation of pH; sodium ion transport
Cellular component (GO): membrane
Molecular function (GO): sodium:proton antiporter activity
Source: RefSeq, a predicted model, not a curated record
UUCAAGGUUAUUUCUUUAUUUUUACUAUUUUCAAAAUAGAAAUAGAGAAAUACCCUUGAAUACCAUUGAAUGUGAAAGUUCCAGGAAAGAGUGUGGUACUUCUCAUCUAUACAGUGUAAAUGUUCCCAAUUUUUCUUGUCUGACCUUCAGACCAAUCCUCAUGACCUCUGCUUGAACUCUGAUUCUAAUAUCCGGAAUAAUGAAUGUUCGAUAUUGUGUUGGCCUAUAACGCAUUUUAGCUUGAAACAGAAGUACCACCGGAUACUGCCAAGAAGCAGUACGUUGAGGGUAAUUAGGGAUUGAUAGAAAUUAACAUUUACGUUCUCCACAGACGCAUCUCUGACAAGUGUUCGCGUAUUUUUGCAAGUAUGGAAUUUAGCGGUGCUUUGUCCUGUAGAUUAAAUUACACUGCCAUCUUGUGGUACAUUGUCGCACAGAAACAGUAUUCGACACUCUCCUCCUGCGAGUAUUUGGUAACUUCGCUGGAACUCAUUGUUAUUCGACCCUGUAGGCUUAAAUGUAUCGUGACUGUUUACAUUAAAGAUUAGUAGGCUUGGAAGUUUUUUGAGACGUUUUAUUUUGGGUUAUUUUGUUCCAUCCUUGGCCGGUUCAGUUGAAACUUGAAACCCACGUAGAAACCGCGGCAGGAUGAAUGUGCGCAUUGUAUACAGUGAUAUAAUUGAAACUGACUGAACACAAUCGUCCGUCCCUUUCUGAAUCAUGUGGCUGCUCCAAUCAGAACCCUUCUCUGACUGCACCUUCCGAUCACGCACCACAGGUGCGUGGAGCAGCAGGUAGCAGAUUAAAAUCCACUCACGGACUGUAACCACUAAAACAGUCUUUAGAAAAACGGCCACGAGAGGAAGUUUUUUAGGGCCGAUUUUACGCAUGGAAAUACAAUAUAUUGUUUUAUUCAGGAUUGUUCUCAUGAUUUCGUUUUUAAAUAAUGUAAUUUAGUGGCGUUUGGAGUUCUUGAAGUGCCAUCUGCUUCGGGAUUUUCAGUCCUUUUGAAUGCGUGGUAUCAGCCACCCAACUUCAGGAGCCGUUGGGGAGUUUUUCUCAAAACGAUUAUCAAUGACCAUGAAACUGGCCGUGUACUUUUUAACCACUGGGUUGACUCUUCUGACUCUACCAUGUGGGUCAUUCACGGAGGUCCCAUCAAAACCUUCGGGUACCGUGACCGUUCUGCCCCCAGUCCAUCCAGCGGGUGGUCCACAAGCCUUCCCCAAUGCGGAGAAAUCGGAUCUGCCGGUCUUCGCUAUGAAUUAUUCUCGUAUACAGGUGCCCUUUGAGAUCACCCUCUGGGUGCUGCUCGCAUCAUUCGCCAAGAUUGGUUUCCACAUUUACCACAAGGUAACCUUCUGGGUCCCAGAAUCGUGUCUCCUGAUCAGCAUUGGUCUGAUGGUGGGGGCCAUCAUGCACGCCGUCCACGAGGAGCCCCCGUCUGUGCUCAGCUACAACAUCUUCUUCCUCUACAUUCUUCCUCCCAUGGUCCUGGACUCUGGAUACUUCAUGCCCACCCGGCCCUUCUUCGAGAACAUUGGCACGGUGCUUUGGUUUGCAGUGGUGGGGACCCUGUGGAACAGCAUCGGGGUUGGCAUGUCUCUGUAUGGGGUGUGUCAGAUUGGGGCACUGGAGGUGCAGGACAUUAACCUGCAGGAGAACCUGCUGUUUGCCUCCAUCAUCUCAGCGGUUGACCCGGUGGCCGUGCUGAACGUCUUCGAGGAUGUCUCGGUCAACGAGCAGCUCUACAUCGUUGUGUUUGGAGAGAGCCUGUUCAGCGACGCUGUCACUGUGGUUCUGUACAACAUGUUUACCUUUGUAGCAGAGAUGCCAGUCGUGGAAACAGUGGAUGUGUUUCUGGGCGUGGCCAAGUUCUUUGUGGUAGGACUCGGCGGGCUGGCCUUUGGCCUGGUGUUUGGCUUCGUAGCGUCCUUCACCACGCGCUUCACCUCCAACGUCCGGGAAAUAGAACCGCUCUUCAUCUUCAUGUACAGCUACCUGGCCUACCUGGUGGCUGAGCUGUUCAACAUCUCUAGCAUCAUGGCCAUCGUGACCUGUGCCCUAACCAUGAAGUACUACGUGGAGGAGAAUGUUACCCAGCGGUCCUGCACCACCAUCCGUCACGUGGUCAAGAUGCUGAGUAGCAUCUCAGAGACCCUUAUCUUCUUUUUCCUGGGCGUGGUCACCAUAACGACGGAACACGAGUGGAACUGGGGCUACAUCCUGUUUACGCUGCUGUUUGCCUUCCUGUGGAGAGGACUGGGUAUCCUGGUGCUGACCCAGAUCAUUAACCCUUUCCGCACCAUCCCGUUCAACUUCAAGGACCAGUUUAUGCUUGGCUAUAGUGGCCUGCGAGGGGCAGUGACCUUUGCCCUGGUCUUCACCCUUCCAGACCACAUUGUCCGCAAAAAACUGUUUGUCACAGCGACCAUCUGUAUCAUCCUCUUCACAGUCUUCAUCCAGGGCAUCAGUAUCAGGCCGCUGGUGGAGUUCAUCAAUGUCCGCAGAACCAACCGCAACCUGGACACCAUCAACGUAGAGGUCCAUUCCAGGCUCAUGGAGCAUGCCAUCGCUGGGAUAGAAGACAUCUGUGGACAAUGGGGCCACUACUACUGGAAGGACAAGUUUAUGAAGUUUAAUAACCAGAUUCUGCGUAAGAUCCUGAUCAAGGAUAACCAGGCUGAGUCCAGCAUUGUGGCGCUGUACAAGAAGCUGGAGCUGCAGAAUGCUAUGGAGAUACUGGACACAGUGUCUGAAGGCACCAGCACAGCUCCCUCUGUCAUCUCUCUACGGAAGGAGAAGGGUCCUGGUAAACCCAAGAGGAAAUUUGUUGCUGCAGACCUGAGGAAAAUGCAUGACAUCUUGUCCAAGAACAUGUACAAGAUCAGACAACAGACGACAGAGUAUACCACCAAACACUCGCUGCCGAACGACAGCCACACCAAAGAGAUUCUGAUCCGACGGCACGGCACCAUCAGACGUAGCCUCCGGCUCCGCAGCUUCCAAAGCCCGGAUGAAGCCAGGAACCAGAAGUACUUUUCUCUUCCUGCAGGGAAGAGUCUUGACUGGAGACAAACAGAUAAUGGUGAGGAUGAGACCCUGUCGGGGGGGGGCUACCCAUCAGCCCCCCGCUCCAGGAUCGGCCAGCCCAGUAGGUCCUCUUCCAGAGUCAGUCUGCCACUACGCAGGCUGGACACUCUGACAGAGGUGUCCUCUAGCGCAGGAGUGGACCUGGUGGAUGAGAGGAGUGGAGGGAGAGGAAGGGCUGGUGGGCGUGGCAAGUCCCGUCUAAACUCCUCCUCCAGUGACUCCCGGGUUCCUGCCCCUCCCUGUCACUUUGACUCCUCUGAGGUUUUCCAUGGCAACAGAGACUCAAUGCCAGAGCAGGAGGAGCCCCUGUCCCUGUCUGUAACCUGGGCGGAGGAACCAAGUGACCAUGACGACAGCAGCACACAGAACCCCCUUCUCAGGAGACCACGGUGGAACCCAGUGAAACCAAAGAACCCCUGAGGCCAAUUGGAUGUCUGGACGGUAGCAGCAGGACUGCUGUUGGCCGAAUCGGGUUCUAAAGUUGAACUCCUCCAGAGGAACUUUUAAAAGACUCUUGAACCCAAGGAGGAUGUAGUGUCAAAUACCACCAGAUGAAAAUGCACCACGAAAGACCUACAACCAACCAUUCUCUGUAGAGCAAAUGAUACCACUGCAACUCAACACUGAAUCUAUAGCCCCAUUUAUACCUGGUU